Ruditapes philippinarum (Manila clam) is the source of this 461-nucleotide messenger RNA. Its product is annotated as sulfotransferase 1C4-like. Gene Ontology annotation, molecular function: sulfotransferase activity. NCBI's taxonomy places the organism in Eukaryota, Metazoa, Mollusca, Bivalvia, Venerida, Veneridae. The transcript has 3 exons. The record is from RefSeq and is a predicted model, not a curated record. The coding region runs from base 12 to 461 and encodes 149 amino acids. Gene Ontology annotation, biological process: sulfation. Gene Ontology annotation, cellular component: cytoplasm.
UAACAGAAAAUAUGGAGUGGAAAAGUUUCGUGAUCAGAGAUGAAAAUGGCACAGAGCUUGAAUUAAUACAACACGAGGAAAUGAUUAUGCCGGCAAAGUAUCUACAAAUGGAACCCGAGAAAAAGCUCAAACUUAUUCGUGAAUAUAAAUACAAGAAAGACGAUAUUUUGCUUUGCAGCUACCCUAAAACGGGCACGCACUGGAUAUCGAAUCUUGUCUACUUUCUGACAACACCGGGACAUGUAGAGUCUAUGACAACGGUUCCCCCUAUGUUAAUGGAUAUGAUUCCACUGGACAAAUGGGAUGCUGUAGAGAAGAGUCAUGUCAUUAAUUCCCAUUUAAGGGUCAACCGAGUUCCCCGUGAACAUUUAGAGCAAGACGGAAAGGUUAUCAUCAUAACCCGUGACCCGAGGGACACCAAUGGAUUUCCUCCAUCAGUAAAGCUAGAAAUCGCCAUUUGA